Messenger RNA from Catharus ustulatus (Swainson's thrush), 3136 nucleotides. It is a transcript of the gene EHMT2, whose product is annotated as euchromatic histone lysine methyltransferase 2. Gene Ontology annotation, cellular component: nucleus. NCBI's taxonomy places the organism in Eukaryota, Metazoa, Chordata, Aves, Passeriformes, Turdidae. Gene Ontology annotation, molecular function: zinc ion binding; protein-lysine N-methyltransferase activity; p53 binding. The coding region runs from base 9 to 3110 and encodes 1033 amino acids. The transcript has 25 exons. The record is from RefSeq and is a predicted model, not a curated record.
UCGCGGCGAUGGAGGCGGCGGGAGGCGGCGAGGACCCUCCCGGUGGGACCCUCGUGGUGGAGGCGGCGGGAGAGGCCGGUCUCCCCCCGGGCAGCCCCUCCCCCUGCGACCCCCCCCCUGCAGGUGGGACCCCCCCCAGGGCCGGGGGAGCCCCCCCAGAUGAGGAGGAGCAGGGGGGGGCUCCGGAUGGGGAGGGGGCUCAAGGGACCCCCCCCAAGGGGCUGCCAGGCCACGCCACCAAAUCCCUGCCGGGCUCCCCGGGCCGAGCCGCCAUUCUGGGGGGGGGUCUCCCCCUCCCCUCCCCCUCCCCAAAUCCCCCCCCCAGCCGGGCCAAAAUGUCCCUGACCGGGGCUGGGGGGGGCAAAACCCCCCCUGGGCAGAGCCUGGCCCUGCGCCUGCUCAGCCUGCCGGGGGGGGGAGGGGCUGCAGGGGGGCGACCCCCGCCCCAGGACCCCCCCCAGACCCCCCCGGAGCCCCCCAAAGACCCCCCGGACCCCCCCAAAAUUCACCGAGCCCGCAAGACCAUGGCCAAGCCCAGCAACGGACAGGUGCCCGAGAAGCCGCGGAUGUCGGAGAUGCUGCACUUCAGGGUGUCCGAGGAGCUCUGCGGGAUGGGGCAGCACGACCCCCCCAAACGCCCCAAGUUGGAUUUUGGCUCCGAGGGGCUCCACAAGCGGCUGCAGCGACCGAGCCCCCGCGCCAGCACCGAGAUCACGGUGACGGAGGAGAUGGCGGCGCCCCCCCGGGACUGGGACUCGGAGGGGGGAGGGGGCUUCUCCCUCUUCUACGACGGGUUCAGCGUGGAUGGGCACGGGGACUCGGACAGCAAGUCCGAGGGGGAGGGGCCGGGAGAGGCCCUGAGCGAGGAGGAGGAGGAGGAGGAGGAGGAGGAAGAGGAGGAGGAUGAAGAGGAAGAGGAGGAGGAAGAGGAGGAGGAGGAGGAGGAUGAAGAGUCCGGGAACGCCUCGGAUCGGAGCGCGUCCAGCGCCCGACGCCGCGCCCGGCGCCGCUGGAAGGAAAGUCCCUGGCUCAAACCCUCCAGGAAGAGGAAGAGGAAGGAACCCCGGGGCAAGGACAGAGGACCCCCAGGACCCCCCCCCAGCGAAUACACCGAGGUGCCCCUGGGCUGCCUGCAGCUGCCGGGGGGAGGGGCCCUGAGCCCCCAGCCCCCAGGCCCGGCGGAGGCCGAGCGUUUCGAGGAGCUGCCGCUGUGCUCGUGUCGCAUGGAGGCGCCCAAGGUGGAGAGGGGCAGCGACCGCGGGCUGUGCAUGGCCACCGAGAGCGUGGACGGGCAGCUCUCAGGGUGUGGCAGCAGCAUCCUGAAGCGCGAGACCAUGCGCCCCUCGAGCCGCGUGCCCCUCAUGGUUCUGUGCGAGAGCCACCGAGCGCGGAUGGUCAAGCACCAGUGCUGUCCUGGCUGUGGUCACUUCUGCACCGCUGGGACAUUCCUGGAGUGCCACCCCGACGUGCGCAUCGGUCACCGGUUCCACCGCGCCUGCGUCUCGCGCCUCGGGGGUCUCAUUUUCUGUCCCCACUGCGGCGAGGACGCGUCCGAGGCUCAGGAGGUGACCCUGCCCCGCGCCGAGGGGACGCCGGUGCCACCAAACCCGCCCCGGGCCAGAGGGGGGCGGCUCGAGGCCAACACGCCCAGUGCCCGGAUGCGGGGGCAGGGCGAGGGCCGGGCCCCUCCCCCCGACCCCCGGGCCGAGCCCAUCGACAGCUCGGGGGGGCCCGUGCUGGCCCUGCCCUCGGGGGGGGCCCUGAGCGCCCGGGGGCUGCCCCCAGGCCCGGCCAGGGACAGCCUGGAGAAGGCUCUGCUGGGCCAGGAGGCCGAGAGGAGGAAGAAGCUCCGUUUCCACCCUCGGCAGCUUUACCUGAGCGUCAAACAGGGGGAGCUGGGCAGGGUCAUCCUGAUGUUGUUGGACAACCUGGACCCGAAUUUCCAGAGCGACGCCCAGAGCAAGCGCUCGGCUCUGCACGCGGCCGCGCAGAAGGGACACCUGGAGAUCUGUCACCUGCUGCUGCAGGCCGGAGCCAACAUCAACGCGGUGGACAAGCAGCGCCGGACGCCGCUGAUGGAGGCCGUGGCCAACGACCAGCUGGAGGCGGCGCGGUACCUGCUGCGCCGCGGGGGCUGCGUCUACAGCAAGGAGGAGGACGGCUCCACCUGCCUGCACCACGCGGCCAAAAACGGGAACCUGGAGAUGGUGGAGCUGCUGCUGAGCACCGGGCAGGUGGACGUUAAUGCACAGGACAACGGGGGCUGGACCCCGAUCAUCUGGGCGGCCGAGCACAAACACAUCGAGGUCAUUCGGCGCCUCCUGACCCGCGGGGCCGACGUCACCCUGACCGACAACGAGGAGAACAUCUGCCUGCACUGGGCGUCGUUCACGGGCAGCGCCGAGAUCGCCGAGGUUCUGCUGAACGCUCAGUGCGACCUGCACGCGGUGAACUUCCACGGGGACACCCCCCUGCACAUUGCUGCCAGGGAGAGCUACCACGACUGUGUCAGCCUGUUCCUGUCCCGAGGGGCUGACCCUGAUGUCCGGAACAAGGAGGGCGAUUCCCCGCUGGACCUGACCCCCGAGCGCUCCGAGGUCUGGGUGGCUCUGCAGCUCAACAGGAAAUUGAGGCUGGGGGCUGCAGGCAGGGCCCUGCACACCGAGCGCAUCGUCAGCAGGGACGUGGCCCGAGGCCAUGAGAACGUUCCCAUCCCGUGCGUGAACGGCGUGGACGAGGAGCCGUGUCCCCAGGAUUACAAAUACAUCGCUGAGAACUGCGAGACAUCCACCAUGAACAUCGACCACAACAUCACCCACCUGCAGCACUGCACCUGCCAGGACGAUUGCUCCUCCUCCAACUGCCUCUGUGGGCAGCUCAGCAUCCGCUGCUGGUACGACAAGGACGGGCGGCUGCUGCAGGAGUUCAAUAAAAUCGAGCCCCCCCUGAUCUUCGAGUGCAACCAGGCCUGCAGCUGCUGGAGGAGCUGCAAGAACAGGGUGGUGCAGAGCGGCAUCAAGGUCCGGCUGCAGCUCUACAGAACGGCCAAGAUGGGCUGGGGGGUUCGGGCCCUGCAGGCCAUUCCCCCAGGGACCUUCAUCUGCGAGUGAGGACCCCAAAAUAUCCUAAAAUCACC